CCCGGCUCUUCUGCUCCUCUGCUCCCUGGGUGUGUGAGCCAGGAUAGCCGCUCCUCACAGCGGAGCUCUGGGCUGCAAAGAACCGCAGGGAGACGAUGAAGAAGAGAAGCGAUGAGAUGGAGACGCGACAGGAGUGAGAGCGGGCGCAGGGAGGCGGGCACAGGCUCCAGGCCGUGACCGGACAUCUGAGGAACAGAGAGAGCGAGAGAGACGGACAAAGUGAGGACGAACAAGGCUGUUCUGGCUCCAUGUCUGCUCCUGCUCCAGCCAAUCGGAGGUCUGCGUCGGGCUCUCGCCGGUUUGACUACUGCAGGUUCAUAGAGCUAGACUACGUUCCCAUGGAGACAGGCUAUAUGGUCUCAAUGCGUCCGACUAAAGGCUUUGCAUCAUCAUCGACAUCAUCGCCCAGGUCGCCAAGUAAAGGAUACACGUCCACUAAGUCUCCUGACCGACACGGCCGCUCCACAAACUCUCCCUCCACCUCUCUUUCUCGGCGGACACAGGCCACCCCCAGCAAUAGAGAUCCCCAUGGCAACGCCUCCGUUAGCAGCAACUCGGGCUCUUGUAAAGGCAGCGACUGCAGCCCCACCAAAGGACGCCACCAGAAGUACACGUCGUGUACAGACAACCAUGGCAUCCGGCCUCCUCCACCGGAGCAAUACCUCACGCCCCUGCAGCAGAAAGAGGUGUGUAUCCGACACCUGCGGGCCAGGCUAAAAGAAACCAUCAACACACUGCAAGACAGGGACACAGAGAUAGAUGAGUUGAGGGGACGGCUGUACAGGAUGCAGGAGGACUGGGUUGAGGAGGAGUGUCACCGUGUGGAGGCUCAGCUGGCUCUGAAGGAGGCGCGUCAGGAGAUCCAGCAGCUCAAACAGGCUGUGGACACCGUCCGCACCAGGCUCAGUGACGCAGGUGGGCUCAGUGGGGACGUGGGGGUCCAGAAGUACUUCCAGGAUAUCAACACACAGAACCACAAGCUCGAGAACCUCUUGCUCAAUAUGGAGUUGGCCCAGGCUGGAUUAGCCAAAGAGGGGGAAGCCAUGGGCUUUCGGACCCGUGUUGGUGGUUCGGCACCAGCGUCGGUAUCAGGGGAAAGUCCUGGAGCAAUACCCAAACUGGCAGUAGGAGGGAGAGGGUCUUGUUCCUGUGAUGGUUCCCCUGCUCGGUCUCUGACCCGGAGCUCCACCUACACUAAACUCACUGAUCAGGCGUUGGCAGACCAGAAUGGCAAUGGGCAGGAUUUUCCCUGUCUGUCAGGCGAUGGCACCCAGGACAGUGGGUUUGUGUGCUGUGGAGAGAGCGGCGUUCCCAGCCGAGCAGACCUGCUGCUGGAGGCCGCCUUCCUCUCUGAGGAAACGGCAUCUUUACUCAACUCCUACACACAGGCCUUCUCUCAGUCCUUACCCCACUCUCUACCCAACUCACUGCCUCACACCUACUCCCAUACCUUACCUCGUUCUUUCCCUCACAAUUUGUCCCACUCUGUUCCCCACACUAUGCCGCACUCCUCCACCUAUGAGAAGCUGUGCACAGGAGAUCGGCUGGUGCCCUUGCGUUGUGGCCUGGGUGGAGUGAGCUGCAUGAGUCACCCAUGCCUGUCCCACCACCAUCUGUACCUGCACCCCUUGAGGGAAGCAGGCAUUCAGACUGAAAGCUGCCCAAUCCCGGCGACAGCAGGUUACCCAUCUGAUCUGGACACCAUUGCAGAGCAACGCACUUUCCGCUCCCAAGGCUGCAGCCCCACCUCCACCUGGAUUUCUGAUGAUGGGGGAGAGGAGGAUCUGGACUCCAUCACCACCACAACUUCAAUAACCACAGCGACAAUAAUGAGUACAGCAACAGAACCAAUCCCAGUUUCCAAAACACCUGUAGUCCCUCCGCUACCACGGUCUGCUACUGUGGCGUGUUCCAUGGAGAGACCUUUGUGUAGAGGGAUGGAAAAACAGGAGAUGGAAGACAGAGAGAAAGAAGCUGAGGCAACCGAGACGCAGAGUGAGGAAUUAGUGAUCAAUCUGGAGAAUGAAGAGCAGCAGAGAGCCUCAGUGGAAGGUGAUGAGGUGGAAGAUCAAUGUCUUGUGGAGGAAGCCAUGUCAGUAGAACUGUGCGAUUUCGCAGAGACAUCACCUGGGAUGCAGGGUGAGCUAAAAUUUGCAAGUUGCUGUGGAGAAACCAGGCAGGAUGGAACAAUAAUGAAAAACCUUGGCACGGAAGAAGUUGAUUCUUCAGCGGGAUCCUCUCAGGUCGAGACAAUUAUCGGAGUAUCACCCAGUGUAGAACAGCCUCAUACCUCCCAGCCACAAAGAUCUAUGUCCCACGAGGAGAUAGCUGGUGUCACUGUGGUGGAAGUGCACGAUGACAAUGAAACUCAAGAACAGAGCACAGCAGGGGGCGCCGCAGCAGAGGAGGGAGAGUCAUCGGACUCUGGGAUGAUCCAGAAAAGCUACUGGAGUCGUCACUUCCUCAUUGACCUGCUCGCUGUGGCCAUCCCGGUGGUGCCAACGGUGGCGUGGCUGUGCCGCGGUCCAGUCCGUGGUGGUCAGCCCAUGUACCACAUCGGGUCGCUGCUGCGAGGCUGCUGCACUGUGGCACUGCACUCGCUGCGCAGGGGAGGAGGGCUGAGGCAUUACCCCGCGGGCGGGGGAGACUUGGGUGGAUCACUAAUAUAAGAAAAGAACAUGUUCAGCACUUCUUUGGUCCCUAAAAUGGAACCUGUCCUGUUUUGAGUCUUUAUCUUCUGCUGGAUGAAAGAGGGAUGUGAGGAGGUGGAGAAAUGGUGGUGGUUGUGAGUCGAGGGAAAUGAUGGAGGCACCAGGAACAGGAAAUUAACGUUUCUGACUAAGACUUCUGACCACAUGUGUAACCUGUUGCUGUGAGUAGGGAAGUGUAAUAAUGUCACGCCAGAAAAAUAUAGAUGAAUCAGUAUCACAUUAUAACGUGAAAAGUUGUUUUUCACAAAAUACUAUCCUGUUUUCACUUCUUCUUUGUUCAGUGAAUACAAAGCAAUACUAAGAAAGUCAAAGACAAAAUAAUUCAAAGUAAAUAAAUUAACAAUACAAAACAUAGUAGUAAUAAUUAUGAUACUACUUGUAAUAUGUAUAUAUGCAGAAAUACAAAGAACAUCAAUCCACAACACAUAUUUUAAAACAUGAAAAAGUGCAACAAAUAUAAUAUAAUGGGCAAUCAUUUCCAGACAAAAAUAGAUAAGUAAAACUAAAACAAAUGAUAUAAUAUAAAUAAAAAUAUAAAAUAAUGGACUGACAUACCAAGUACCUAAAUGACAUUACUAUAGCAUGAAAUGUUUCACAUUAUAAUGAAAUAAGUUGGUGUUAUAUGCUGUAUUAUGCAGUUGUAUUAUGCUCUCUACAAAAACACUUGCUAUUGAGAUCAUUUUAUGUUAAGAUGUGAUACAGUUGUGUGUGAUUAUAAUGUGAAAAACACAGUUUAAGCUUCAAACCUUUCACGUUAUUGUGUGACACUGAUGAAGUUUUGUUUUUCUGGCACGGCUGUGAUGGUCCGGCUAUUGUUACUAACAAAAUUUCUGCUAACAUUUUCUCAAAUGAAUGAUCUUUGUUUGGAUGUUUGACGCUGAUUGUCGUGUUUUUAAGUUCAUGGGAAAAUGUUAAUGAUCAGUCAAAUCCAUAAAUCUCGGUGAGAAGGAUUAGGACCAAAAAUUAAAAAAUAAAAAAGCCAGAAUUUUUUCCAGGAAAUCAAAACACAGAACCACAAGCUCGAGAACCUCUUGCUCAUUAUGGAGUUGGCCCAGGCUGGAUUAGCCAAAGAGGGGAAAGCCAUGGGCUUUCAGACCAGUGUUGGCGGUUCGGCACCAGCAUAAAAAUUUUAAAAUAAAAAAGCCAGAUUUA
Messenger RNA from Solea senegalensis (Senegalese sole), 3863 nucleotides. It is a transcript of the gene snphb, whose product is annotated as syntaphilin b. NCBI's taxonomy places the organism in Eukaryota, Metazoa, Chordata, Actinopteri, Pleuronectiformes, Soleidae. The record is from RefSeq and is a predicted model, not a curated record. The transcript has 6 exons. The coding region runs from base 249 to 2669 and encodes 806 amino acids. Gene Ontology annotation, cellular component: mitochondrion; cytoplasmic microtubule. Gene Ontology annotation, biological process: neuron differentiation.